Protopterus annectens (West African lungfish) is the source of this 1160-nucleotide messenger RNA. RefSeq names its product methyltransferase-like 26 B. Lineage: Eukaryota; Metazoa; Chordata; Ceratodontiformes; Protopteridae. The record is from RefSeq and is a predicted model, not a curated record. The transcript has 6 exons. The coding region runs from base 1 to 621 and encodes 206 amino acids.
AUGCUAGUCUCUCCUGCAGCAGAAAGAAACAAAGAUGCUAUCCUGGAAGUGCUGACAAAUUACCUGGACCCCAAAGAGGAGUCUUUCAUACUGGAAAUUGCAUCAGGUUCUGGGCAGCAUAUUGUUCAUUUUGCUCAAGCUCUACCAGGUAUUACAUGGCAACCUUCUGAAAUCAACCAGAUGUCUUUGGAGAGUGUUUCUGCGUAUAUAACAGCCACAAAAGUGAGCAACGUAAGGACACCACUAUAUAUCGAUUUCUCCAAAUCAUGGGAAAGCUGGGCAGAAUUAAAACAGGGCUCCUGUGAUGCUAUUAUCUGCAUCAAUGUACUACAGUUUUCAACCCCGGAGAGUAUGCAGGGUAUCUUCCAAGGAGCAGGCAAUCUGCUGAAAGACUAUGGAGUUUUACUGACUUAUGGGCCUUUUGCUAUCAAUGGUAUCAUCAGUCCGAAAUGCAAUGCUGAACUAGACAUUUCUCUACAGAAAAGGAAUCCUGAGUGGGGACUGCGUGACAUUGAUGUGUUGCGCCAACUGGCAGGUGAAAAUUCACUACGACUGGAAAGAAUGCUUGACAUGCCAGAACACAAUAAAUGCCUCAUCUUCAGAAAGACUGACCAGCAGUGAACCAGAAUGAGACAUCAGGUGGUCAUGAGCUGUCAAAAGAAAACUGCGGAGGCUAACAGCUGCAUCAUAUUUACUGCAUGUACAAUUACCACUUCAAGUACAUGCUUUAUGAUGCUCAGCAUGAAGUCAACAGCAUGAACAAACGUGCAACAGUUAUUUCUGGACUGCAGAACUAAAACUUUUUAGCUUACAUUAUAUGAAAUCUUGGUUCAACUAUAGCUGUAUAGCAGAAUCAGAAGCAAUUGUGGGAAACUGACUUUGAACAUGUGUGCAAACUUGCAAUAAUUUUCCUGAAAUGGAGUCCCUAUUUACAUUUUCCUUUCUUGAUAUAAUAGCCACUUUUGUAACAUGCUUUUGCUCCAUCUAGUCUACCUAAGUCUUGCAGCUAACACCAUGAUUUUCAUCAUAUUGAUCACUGUACCAGUAGUCUGCACUAUAUGGGUUAUAUAGUGCUAUGGAUAUAAUAUCUGGCCAUCUUCCAGAUCAUCAAGGCACCUUCCAUGUGCCCAAACCAUCAGUCAGUUGGAGUUGAGCUGACU